Rotaria sp. Silwood2 is the source of this 432-nucleotide messenger RNA. The record is from the annotation of a GenBank genome assembly. NCBI's taxonomy places the organism in Eukaryota, Metazoa, Rotifera, Eurotatoria, Philodinida, Philodinidae.
AUGUCGAUUUUCACUUCUAAUUUACAAGUACCAGUAUUCUAUCCGACAUAUGAUGAAUUUGAAAAUUUUUCAUCAUAUGUAUCAAAAAUCGAAUCACAAGGUGCACAUAAAAUUGGUUUAGCAAAAAUUGUACCACCUAAACAAUGGAUACCAAGAAAAAUGGGCUAUAAACAAAAAGAAAUUGAUGAAACAAUGGUACAUAAUCCCAUAAAACAAGAAGUACAUGGAAAAGAUGGUCUUUAUUUAGUAUAUAAUAUUCAACAAAGAUCAAUUAAAUUAAGUCAAUUUCAAAAAUUAUCAUCAACUACUCGAUAUACUACACCAUCAUCAAUUUCAAAUGAUAUUGAAAAAUUAGAAAAAAAAUAUUGGGAAAAUUUAACAUCGAUAUCACCAAUUUAUGGAGCUGGUAGGUUUUUUGAAAAAUUGAAAUGA